GCUGACGCUCUGAUGAGUCCACAGUGUUCUAGCAUCGCUCUAUGGCGCCCACAACACUGAACGUAGCGAUCCCAAGUCCCAUAGGCUACAGAAAAGGGCCUUUGAUAAUUGAAGGCCAUGUUUUGAGUUGUUUAUUAAAGCUCUGAAUAUGGAGAACACUGUGUACCAACAGCUCCAUCUCAUACGUCGUUCUUGUGACGCAUAAUUUAUGGGUUCGCUGGGUCGUGAGGAAGAAUAAGGAGAAUCUUGAGGACUCCAGCUGGAUCGAUGCACAAACUGGAUAAUCAGAUCGCGUGCAUUCCUCCUCGCUAACCGUACGGAAUUAGAGGAUGGCUGGAAUUGGGAACAGUUCAACAUCUGGCAUGGGUGACAUCAUCCAGCUGAAUGUCGGAGGAAUGAGAUUUAGCACAUCAAGGCAGACUCUGACAUGGAUUCCUGACUCUUUCUUCUCAAGUUUACUUAGUGGGAGAAUAUCAACGCUACGGGAUGAAACUGGAGCCAUAUUUAUUGACAGAGACCCAACAGCAUUUGCACCCAUUUUAAACUUCCUUCGAACUAAAGAAUUGGACUUGAGGGGGGUUAACAUAAGUAUCCUGCGACAUGAAGCUGAGUUUUAUGGUAUUACACCAUUAGUCCGCCGCUUACUGCUUUGUGAAGAACUGGAGCGAUCGUCGUGUGGAAGUGUGUUGUUUCAUGGCUACCUCCCUCCACCAGCUCUCCCAGCGAGGAGCAGUGCCGGUGGGCAAGCUGCAGUUGUUGCAGGUCCAGAGGAGCGCUCAGUCCCCGGUGGUGCAGAGGGGGGUUACACCCGUUCCUGCCCUCAGUCUUCUCUCCCCGGACCCUCUGGGGCAGAUGGACCGCAAAGACUGGGAUCACCAGUGGACCCUAGAAAGGUGCUGAUUGUCGCUGGCCAUCAUAACUGGAUUGUGGCUGCUUAUGCACAUUUUGUCAUCUGCUACAGAAUAAAGGAAUCAUCAGGCUGGCAGCAGGUGUUUUCUAGCCCUUACCUGGACUGGGCCAUUGAGCGGGUGGCCCUAAAUGCUAAAGUUGUGGGCGGCCCACAUGGAGAUAAAGACAAGAUGGUGGCAGCGUCAUCAGAGAGCAGCAUUAUUUUGUGGAGUAUCCAGGAUGGAGGGAGCGGAAGUGAAAUAGGUGUGUUCAGCCUUGGAGUACCCGUUGACUCUCUGUUUUUCAUUGGGAGUCAGCUAGUCGCCACCAGUCACACGGGGAAGGUAGGAGUGUGGAACGCCGUCACCCAGCACUGGCAGGUACAGGAUGUGGUGCCCAUCACAAGCUGUGACACUGCUGGCUCCUUUCUCUUGCUGGGCUGUAACAACGGCUCAAUUUACUAUAUUGACAUGCAGAAGUUUCCUCUGAGAAUGAAGGAUAAUGACUUGUUGGUGACAGAGCUGUACCACGACCCAUCAAAUGAUGCCAUCACAGCCCUCAGUGUCUACCUGACUCCUAAAACCAGUGUGAGUGGGAACUGGAUUGAGAUAGCUUACGGAACCAGCUCAGGGGCCGUGCGUGUCAUCGUUCAGCAUCCGGAGACCGUUGGAUCUGGUCCACAGCUCUUCCAGACCUUCACUGUCCACCGCAGCCCCGUUACUAAGAUCAUGCUCUCUGAAAAGCACUUAGUUUCAGUGUGUGCUGACAAUAAUCAUGUACGCACGUGGACGGUGACUCGGUUCAGAGGAAUGAUCUCCACUCAGCCAGGAUCUACUCCACUGGCCUCAUUUAAGAUCAUCUCACUGGAGGAGACAGAGAGCCACAGCAGCUAUUCCUCCGGCAAUGACAUCGGUCCAUUUGGAGAGCGAGACGACCAACAGGUGUUUAUUCAGAAAGUCAUUCCCAUUACCAACAAACUCUUUGUUCGUCUGUCCUCUACAGGGAAGAGGAUCUGUGAGGUGCAGGCGGUAGAUGGCACUACAAUCACGUGUUUUACAGUGCGGGAGUGUGAGGGAUCGAGCCGCAUGGGCUCCAGACCACGCCAUUACCUCUUCACUGGCCAUGCAAAUGGGAGUAUUCAGAUGUGGGAUCUCACCACCGCCAUGGACACAGUCAACAAGAGUGACGACAAGGCUAGGCGUGAGCCAGAGAUGGGAGGUCCAACUGAGGAGGAGCUGCUGAAGCUGCUUGACCAAUGUGAUUUGAGCACAUCUCGCUGUGCCACGCCCAACAUCAGCCCCGCCCCCUCUGUGCUGCAGCACAGCCGGCUGCGAGAGUCCUGCUCCAGUCUCCAGCUGCAGGCUCAGGAGCCCAUCCCUGAGACAGCCACCUACGGAGCCCUGCGGCCAUACCGAGAGAGCCCCUUGCUGGCCCGUGCUCGACGCACAGAGAGCUUCCACAGCUACAGAGACUUCCACAGCUUAAACCUGACCAAAGCCUUGCUGGAGAACCAUGGACAGUACGGAUCCACCGAGGACGAGAUACGCCAUUCUGCAGGGGAGAAUGGCGCUGAGGACGCAGACAGAAGGAACUCUACCCUGGAUCUUUGGGGGUCUAGAGCGUCCGAAACCCAGUCUGGAUCCGCACGCAAACCCCCAGACAGCCCUGGAGACCAGCGACGAAGGGUCCAUUUGAUGGAGGAGGGGGCUGCGGACUGCAGAGCGGAGGGGGGGAGGAGGAGAGGGGGAUUUGACGCUAAUUUUCUAAGCAGGAAAAAGGCACCUCCGGUUCCACAGCUGAGCCCCCCACCCGCAGCAUCUGAUGGAGGGGGCAGCGACUCGUCCAGCACCGCCUCACCCUCGCCAACUAAAGUGGCCACUUCCCCACGCCAUCGCAAAGGCCCUGACACUGCAUGUGAGUGAUGCUUUACAGAUUUGUCAUACACAGGUCAUACCAAAUACAAUAAUCUCUGACUGGGAAAAGAAGGUAGUUGAAUGGAUGAGAAGCGUUUCAGGAUGUAGAUGUGAAUGUUGAUCAUAAGGUUUGGCAGGACGGCAGCUGGCAGCAAAAAAAAAAAAAACUCGCUGUGUACAGAAUUAAAGGGAAAAUGCACCACAUAAAUGACCGCUUGUUUUUUAUUCAUGUGUCUUGUUAACUAGAAAAAUUUUAUUUUGUUCUCUCUUAUCUGCUUUUUCCAAGCUUAAAAAUUAGAUUUGCCUAAAGUUCACUGGAGCAAAUUAACAAAGAUUGACUAGAUGCAAUCAAUUAUAUUCAACUAAUAAGACUUCUGGGGCCUCAUUUAAAAAAUCUUGCAUAGAAACCAUCCUACAUUUGAUCUAAGAACAUUUCUCAAAUAUGUGUAUUUGUGAUUCAGAGAAAUGCCUCUCUUUCAGAUAUGAAAUCUAUAAAUCGCAAAUGAUCUUGAAAUUGUGCGCAGCUAAUUUCAGAUCUCUGCCUUGUAAAGCGGUAAGAAUUGCUUAGAUUUCCAAAUACCUGCAGUACUCCAACUCUCUGCCACAAAGUAAUAUGCGAACACCUGCUUAGAACCUAAUGUGGCACUAAGCACAUUUCCAUGUCAAAGACCGUUUUUAUAAAUAUGAACGUUGGCGUGGAUUUUAGUGUACGCACACUCUAAGAUCAAAUCUGUGCAUACGCACGCUUUAUAAAUGAGGCCCCAGCUUUGUACGCCUGCACUUUCACUGCAAAAUCUAAAAGAGCAAUGUGUUAGAUUUUAGUUUAUAUAUUAUAUUCCUUGUUUUUUGCUCAUUAAAGGGAUAGUCCACCUGAAAAUGAAAACAUGAAGAAAAUCAUGUCUGAUUUCAUAAUGUCUGGGCUGCUCUCUUUCAGUGAAAGCAGAUGGAGAACAUGGCUUCGCAAACUCCAAAAUGAUUAGAGAAUGUACUGUACAAUUUAUGAAAAAAGCACAAAAGUGGUCCAUACGACGUUUUAGUCAGAGCUCUGACAGAACAGAAUGAAAUUACUAUUGUAAUUUAUUUGUUAUAAACUGCUCUGAAACACGGUUAGAAGAUCCAAAUGCAGCUUUAUUAAGGGUAAUCCACAGUCAUAAUCUACAUAACAGGCAAAUGGUCAAAACCACAGGGCAAAUAAUCCAAAUAUCAAACAGACAUCCAAGACACAGGUGAAAACAGGCAGAAGAAUAGAACCAUAACACAGGAAACCAGAAUAAGCACUCAGAAAAGCAGUGGCAACACAAGAUUUCACAAAUUAUAGAGGUUAUAUAGGAAAACCUUUACAAGUUAAUGGCACACAGCUGAAGGCAAUCACACCAUAAAGAGUAGCAGGCAAUGGGUUAUGGGAAAUGAAGUUCAUGAUCAGAUAGCAUAGGAGUCCGGAGGAGUGCCCUCUGGUGGAGAUCAUGGGUGCUCCAACUGGUACUAUUGAAAGCCUUGUCUUGAUAAUCUUUGUUGACAUCCAGGUCUUCAUUUGCUUUCAUUGUAUGGAAAUGAUCUGGACACUCCACUUGUUCAUGCAGGGGUUGAAACACAUGCAGGCAGAUUUUUGGUGGACUAUUGCUUUAAUGGCUUGCUAUUCUCUUAUAAAUUAAGUUGCUUUUUUAAAAAAAAAAAAAGUAAUUUAGCAUGCUGAUGCUACUGUCCACUAACGGUACCUUCAAAACACUGUGAUGCACUUUAUUGUCUGUCUUUACAUUCAUCCCUUUAUAAAGAAAGGAUUGAAAAUAUGAACUUCAACAUGAUCAGGUUUGAAGUGCAGGUUAUGCUCCACUGCUGCUGCCGUUAAAACAGUUUGCUCUCUGUGAACUUUCAGCGUGUAUCCGCAGGGGAUUUUUACUUGCUCUAUCCAUUUUUGGGAUUUAUUCAGUGCCUUUUUUGAUUAAGAUAGGUAAUGUUGUGAGAAAGCAGAACAGAUUUAGCUUUUUUCCUGAUGUGAGGUUUAGUUGGAUUAUCCUACUUAUCAAGGCGAGGAAAGAAAAGAAGCAUGUUUAAAGACAGCUGCCAGUUUUAAAGGUAAUGUACAAAUCAAAAUAAAAAAAUACAAUUUGUACUAAUGUAUUAGCACUGUAUUUGAAAUACAAAUGUCUAAUCAACAUUUUGUGAAUAAUGUCAUUACAAAGUAUAAUUUUAUCAUUUGCUUUUCGACUUCUGUUAAUAAGAAUACAUGGUAAUGGAUUAUUUAUAUUUGACAUGGAGCUUAUUUUGCAUUGUAAAUUGAUGAGCAUGGUCACUUUUUUUUCCAGCCAUUACACUUUGUGUGCAGGUAUAUCCUGCUAGAGAGAAACAGACAGUAUAUAUAUAUAUAUAUAUAUAUCGGUGAUACAUAUCCAAUAUAGACUAUUAAUGUAGUUAUAUGUUGCUAAACGAGAUUAUUAUUUUAAUUGUAACUAAAUGGACGCCUUUAACAAAGUAUGUACUUACUUUAUAUGAAGGGAAUGAUGAGAUCUCAGUAAUGCUAUGCAAUCAGUGUAAACAUUUUGGUGACAAUAGGCCACGUAGCCUGGAAUUUAAUAAUGAAUAAAAGAAAAGCAGAAAGUUCUUAGGACAAUAGCAUGAAGCUAGAAAUAAAAAAUAAAUAAAUAAAUAAAUAAAAAUUACCCCUUGUAACAUCUGCAUGUUUAAAAGUGUCACUUCCCAAAAUUACAUCGCUCAUAAAUCUAUAAAAUCCUUUUUUUUUUUUUCUAUUGCUAUGACUGGUUUGCUGGUGUAGUGAUCUUUUUUGAUAAAACAGGCUAUGCAUACGUUUGUUUUGAUAAAUAAAUAAAUAAUUGCACUAAUUUUGUUUUGCCGUUGUCCACUAGUCCUAACUAUACAUAACUGUUGUGAGCAAUCUAAAACUAAGUCUUAGAACAUUUUACUUUAAUCAGAUUCCCAUGCCAUUUAUUUGCCAUCUGAGAUGUUUUAGUGUUUAAUUGACAAGAGUAUGAUACUUUAUGCUUGAUUUCAGAAAUACAGUCACAACCUGAUUUAUGUUUUCAGCCUGGUUACUGUACGAUUUCAUCUCCAGGCAAGAUGAGUCCUCUUCAUUUCAAUAUGCAGAUUAGAUAUGUUAUAUCUAACAAGACUGCUUUGUUUUAUCUUAUCAAGACUGUUUUAUCUUAACCUGCUGCACAGAUCAUGGUGUGGCUUCAAGAGGAAAUUACAGCUCAUGCUACAUGAAAUAUGGAAAAAAAAAUAUGUGGAAAUGGUACAGUACAUGCACUGCAGAUUGGUAGAGUACCUUCUGUACAUCUCCAGUGGCACAAUAAAGUAACCAAAUAAAACAGA
Molecule: messenger RNA, 6128 nt
Organism: Ctenopharyngodon idella (grass carp)
Lineage: Eukaryota; Metazoa; Chordata; Actinopteri; Cypriniformes; Xenocyprididae
Gene: kctd3
Product: potassium channel tetramerization domain containing 3
Exons: 18
Coding region: 330-2810 (826 amino acids)
Biological process (GO): protein homooligomerization
Molecular function (GO): protein binding
Source: RefSeq, a predicted model, not a curated record